Messenger RNA from Alternaria hordeiaustralica, 2373 nucleotides. RefSeq lists its product as uncharacterized. Gene Ontology annotation, biological process: transmembrane transport. The transcript has 5 exons. Gene Ontology annotation, molecular function: myo-inositol:proton symporter activity. Lineage: Eukaryota; Fungi; Ascomycota; Dothideomycetes; Pleosporales; Pleosporaceae. Gene Ontology annotation, cellular component: membrane. The coding region runs from base 1 to 2373 and encodes 790 amino acids. The record is from RefSeq and is a predicted model, not a curated record.
AUGGCUACGUCCAUCGCGUCUCAAGCGUCUGUACAUGAGCCGACGAUCGAAGACAAUCCCAGGUACGACCUCACUACUCGCACUGUGUUUGCAAAGUUCCUAACCAUGAUCGACAGUGUUGAAGAGGAUAAUCCAUUGAAUGGAGUCACACAGGAAAAUGCCAUCAGAUUUCACAUGAAAUACGAUCUACCAGUCGAGCAGGAUGUAUUUGUCCGCGGCGUUCUUGCCUUGCGGUCGCAGGUCGACAUAAAGCCUGUAUUCGAACGUAUCCAAACGCGGCGUAGAGAGCACCCCAACGAACCGCGCAGGCCCAUCGAGUUGCAUGUCGGCGAGCAGAGAUACACAAGAUUGGAAAGUGAAGUUCUAUACAAGGCCUUCCUGCCACAGACAAUGACGCAGGGUUGGGACCAAGCUGCUAUGGCUGGAGCUGCUAUCGAAGUAAUGCAUGAUCUAGGUAGAAAUACCACCGCCGCAUGCUCCGGCUUCGACGUCCCGAACACAGCGGACGGCCAGCCCAAUGCCAGUCUCGAUCGUAAUGCCUGGCUGCUGGGAGUCACAGUCGGAGUACCAUUCUUCGCUGGUGCAAUACUAGGUCUAAUCAUUACCGACCCAAUCACCAGAAUCCUCCGCUUUGGCCGUCGAGGGGCUAUAUGUGUUGCUGGCAUAUUCAGCUUCAUAUCGGUUGUAGGCUCUGCUUCCGUGCACAAAUGGGAGCAUCUCCUCGGUUUCAGAAUCCUGUUGGGCGCCGGCAUGGCAGGCAAAGCCUCUAUUGUUCCUAUCCUGCUUUCCGAAACCUCGCCCAAAGACGUACGCGGCUUUCUGCUGGUUUUCUGGCAACUUUUUGUCGCAUUUGGGCUAGCCGCUGGAUCAGUUGCCAACAUGGCCGUGUAUCGCCUCAAUGUUAAUUCGAGCUGGCGAUACAUGUUCAUCUCUGCCUUCAUCCCCGCAUUGAUAUUACUAUCAUUGAUCCUCUUUUCCCCUGAAUCCCCUCGAUGGCUAUUGAAGGAAAGCGGCGCCGUGGGAAAACUUUCAAACGGCAAACGUUCUAAGAACGAUCCUCGCAGAGGAGACCUCAUUCGAGAGGCGUACAAGUCCCUUGUCGAUCUUCGAGGCGAAGAUGUUCCCAUAAUUGCUGCUGGCGAGCUGUUCCUCAUGCAUACGCGUCUGAUUGAUGAGCAGCGUCGACUGAAGGCAGCAUUGGGUCGCCGGUCAUAUACUUCUAGUGCGGCCGACAGGACUACAAACGCAAAGAGCCCCUUCCUUGAUGUCAUUCAACACAUAAGCUGGCGAGAGAGAGUCACGUUGAUUUUCUUCCGCUCCGGCUACACGAACAGAGCACAUCGAGCUGCAAUCGCGGUAAUGGUCUCACAACAACUGUGCGGUAUCAACUUGAUAGCUUUCAUGGCUGACCAUUUUUUUCGGUACUCCUUCUUCAACAACAAAUGUGACACGUCAACCGACCAGAAAAUGCAGCUACUGGGCGCCUCCCUUGGAUUGAUGUUUUUGAACUUCAUAGCUACAAUCCCCGCUCUGUUCGUUAUCGACAUUCCUGAUGGACGGCGACGAGUUUUGAACUGGUCAUUCCCAGUUAUGGCCUUGUCCCUGCUGGGCUCUGCCUUAGUUCUGAAGAUACCGGAGAAGAUCAUAAUCGAUGGGAAGAAUCGGACGACCCGGCCAGAUACUGGAGCCAUCGCUGGGCACUACAUUUUCUUGGUCGUGUUCAUGAUCGCAUAUUCCAUCGGAGAAGGCCCAGCAGCUUUCGUUAUCUCAGCCGAAGUAUUCCCGCUUGUUAAUCGUGAACUUGGUAUGAGUCUUGCUGUAUGUUGGAAUUUCAUUGGGGCCGGACUUCUCGCUGUCCUAUCCCCCUGGCUUCUGAUCAAGCUUGGUCCGUUGAGCGUGCUCUUGUUGUUCGCAGGCACUAAUAUCCUCGCAUGGUUCCUAUGUUUCUGGCUUGUUCCCAGUACUGGUAAAGAGGAUCUGGAACAAGUGUUCGAGCAGCUCGAUAUCACCACCGGCUUCAUGUUCAUCUACACUCUCAAGAAAAUCUCGCGUGGACUCACCAAACCAGUGGAGUUCUGCUUGCGGUUGUUCUCUAAGCCUCUGAAAGAGUGUGGCUACCCAGAGAGACUCGGGUCACCAAGGAAGGAGUGGGACAAUGCGAAGAAGGCACAACAAUCGAAGGCCAUGCCCACCAAUACUGCGGGUUCUGCAUACUCAAGCGAAGAUGAGGUAGAUGAGAUGAUGCGCAUACGACGCCGACGAGCGUCUCACAACUUCCAAGAUCCACAUGCGCCCAUUCAGUCAGGUUCUCUCGAACGAGAAGUAUCGUCAGCACAACAACCCGAGGUUGCGCACGACGCAGAACCCAAUUGA